UCAUCUGACAGGUGUUUUUUUCUUUUUGUGGGGAGUAUAUUGUAUACAGGGCAGGUGUAAGUGAUAGAAUCAUUAAAUUGGUUAAGCACGCAAUUGAAAGUGAAGAGAGAUCAGAGAUUUAGAUACAAGAAAUCAAAUCAGAAAUGGCGGCGGAAGAAGGGAAAAGAGCAGAUUCACAGUUGUUCCAACUGCUUUCCAAUUUGCUUCAUCAGGUAGAAGCAUUGACUAAUCAGGAAGAAGUUGAAUUGCGUUCGAAAAUUGAAGCCCUUCUUUUGGAGGUUACAAAAGUUCCUUCCAAGUCUACACACGGCCUUGAUGAGUUGGAAAUUGAGAGAGAGUUGGACAAAUUAUCGGCUAAGUUGGAUGGUGUGGAUGAGAUGAUAUCCUCAGCCAUGGCUGCAGACCCCCAGGUGCAAUCGCUCUUGAGUGGCACCGCUGAGGUAUGGAUGCCAUUUAUUACUGCCAAUGCUGAUGAGCGACGCAACUUUACAGCAUCAAUUGGAGCCGAUAAGCCUCAGGUCCAUGAGAAACGCACCAACUGAUGUUUCACGAGUCACCACCCCAUUCUUGAUUCUGAUAGUAUUUUUUUUUUCCCCUUAUGAGGUGUUUGGCUGUUUGGGAGGUGGGAUAUGACUAGAAUAUCUCUUCUAUUGUUUGCAUCAUCUGUCCGGAUUAACUAUUUUGUUUUCUCUUGGGGAACAAACGAAGUUUCGUAUUUUU
Messenger RNA from Durio zibethinus, 720 nucleotides. RefSeq names its product ecotropic viral integration site protein. NCBI's taxonomy places the organism in Eukaryota, Viridiplantae, Streptophyta, Magnoliopsida, Malvales, Malvaceae. The record is from RefSeq and is a predicted model, not a curated record.